Messenger RNA from Paramuricea clavata, 396 nucleotides. The record is from the annotation of a GenBank genome assembly. NCBI's taxonomy places the organism in Eukaryota, Metazoa, Cnidaria, Anthozoa, Malacalcyonacea, Plexauridae.
AUGAAAAGUAAGAUAGUUCUUCCACCUCCUGGAGUGUUUCAAACGGCGGAUAUGUACUUGCGUAAGCACUGGAAACGAGUGCAACACCUUAGCAAUGAAUUCUGGACGCGGUGGAGGAAAGAGUUUUUGCAUGCUUUACAAGAACGACAAAAAUGGUUCCGUCCAAGAAGAAAUUUCAAGGUUGAUGACGUUGUUAAAGAUAAUGAUACACCUCGGAAUCGUUGGUCGUUAGCUCGUGUGGUAAAGGCCGACGAAGAAGAAGACGGUUUAGUCCGUAAAGUGAAGCUUGCUGUCGGAGAUCGGAAAAUCACGAACCAAGGAAAGAGGACAAACUCAUUGAGAACACUAGAACGUCCAAUCCACAAACUGGUGUUAUUAGUACCAUGUGAACAAUGA